Tetrahymena thermophila SB210 is the source of this 3768-nucleotide messenger RNA. RefSeq names its product transmembrane protein, putative. Gene Ontology annotation, molecular function: protein binding. The transcript has a single exon. The record is from RefSeq and is a predicted model, not a curated record. NCBI's taxonomy places the organism in Eukaryota, Ciliophora, Oligohymenophorea, Hymenostomatida, Tetrahymenidae.
AUGGUAUUUAAUUAUGAUGGUAUGUUUUUUGGCUCAAAGGCAAAUAUGACUUACUAAAAUAUUUAAGACUAUUGUUUUAGCAGUAAAUUUGAUUCUAGAUGCCAAGAGUAUUUUAUAGUAGCUAGUUAAAAUAAUAAAAAUACUACCUCAAUUUAUCCACCUACUCAAUUUAUGUAUGAUGCAUUUAAUUAGCCAUUCAUUGCGACAGGAAUAUGCAAGAAAUUUAGUAACUUAAAUCAAUUUAGCAAAAUUUUAGUCUCAAAAUCUUCUAAUAAUUCUUAUCAAGAUGAUAUGUAUUCAAUAAUUUGUAAUGCUAUUUAUUUAGAAAAUUAAAAAGAAAUAUUGUAAACUUAAAAUGAUACUAGUGAAGUAAGAAUAAUUUUCGAACCAAAAACUGAAAGAGUUUUGUUUUAGAGCGAUAAGGUAAUUCAAUAAAAUUCUAUUUUGUCUUUGGAAGAAUCAUUUUUAAAUAGGAUUGACUCACAAGAGCAAUUAGAUUAUUUUAAAUAGUAAAUAUCUUAAUUCUAAUCUUAGAUGCAAAGCUUUUGCUCCACAACUAAAAGUGAUAUUUAUAAAGUAGCUUAAAGCCAAAUAAUUUCUAAUUUUACUUUCUUUUCUAAAGGUUAAUAAUUUAAUGUUGUGUAGUAAUUCACUUACUUAAUAGACAAAAAUAUUAACAAUAACAAUGAAAUAACUUACUGCUAUUAAAAUAAUUAUUAGCUUCUCACCAUAAGUUCGUUAGAGCCAUUUAAGUAAAAAGUAGAAGAUUUAAACGAUUAGAUCAAAAUAAUAAGUAUAUUAUUUUUUACUACGAUUCUUUUAAUUGCAAUGCUUGGUUUUGUUUUUUCUGUUAUUUUCUCUUUUUCAUUUUGUAAAUAAAUGAAUAUUUCAAUCUAACAUCUAACAAAUAUUAUGAAAAUACUUUCUAUUGAUGAAGAUACAAAAGAAUAAAUUUUGCUUUAAGGAAGAUAAAUUUUAAAUUAAUUUGAACAAGAAGAAGAAUGCAUAUUUAACUCAAGUGACAUAAAUCUUGUUUAUGAGAGCUUUUAAAAUUUAUUUUAAGUGAUAAUUUUUGCAAACCAGUCUAUCUACAACUAAGAUGAGAGUCUCAGCAUUAUGCAGCUAAAUUAAGCUAUUUAAUUCUUUAAAAAGUUUCAAAACUAGAGAGCUUUAGGAAUAUGUUACAACAAUAUUGCUAAUAUUCACUUCUCUAAUGGAAGAUAUAAUGAAGCCUAUGAUUAUUACUGUUUAUCAGUGGUCUGCUGUAGAUACGAGCUAAAUAUGUACUAAGAAAAUGAAACAACUACUAUCAAUAAGCUUGAAGAAACCCAAUAAAAACUCAGUAUUAACAGCUAAAAAUCUAAUGGUAAAAGCAAAACUAGCUCAAUUAACAAAUAAACUGAAAAAUAAAUUUAAAGAAAAACUGAAUAAGUUGUUAGUUAGGAGCAAUAAAGCUAAAUUAGAGAUAAAAAUUAAAAAAAUAUAUCAAACAGAGUAAGAAAACAAAAAUUUUAUGAUAUUAGUAAGAAUUUAUUAUAAGAUGAUUUUGAUAAAUAUGAUAUACUAUUUACAAGAAAAUUAAAUGGAUUUAAAUGUGCUUUAUUUUUUAUGGUCUAUAACAGAAAUUAAUCAGAUUUUGAUGCACUUGAAGUACUCUUAGCAGAGGUAGAAGAAUUAAACGAAUUGUAUUAUAAUUAAUUAUCAAAGAGCAAUAAAAAUUAAAUAUUCAUUAAUUUUUUUUACACGUUCAUACACGGAUUGAAGCAAGACUUACAAAGUUAUGAAGUGUUUAUUAAAGAAAACGAUGAAAUUUACCUUUAGUGCAUCUUGGAAGCUUAACAAUAAAAAAAUUAAGUUAUGAAUAUAAAUGAUAAUAAUUUAAAUAAUUUAUAAGUAAUGACUAUCAGCCAACCAUAGGAUACUUAUUAGUAAAACUAAAGUAAAGCUCAAUAACAAAACAUCAAAAAUCUGUAGAUUUAAUAGUAGGAAUAUAUUUAUUAACAACAAGAUAUAACCAUUUCAGAAUCAACAGACUAAAAUUUUUUCUCUUUGAAUAGAUCAAAUACAACUUUUACUUUGAAUAAGUAUUAAAAAAGAAACUCAAAAGUUGAUUAAAUAUCAAAUGGAACUUUGAAAGAUAAGCUUAAUAAUAAAUUUUCAUAAAUUUUUGGUAUGAAAACAAUAUUAUCAAACAAAAAAUCGCCAAAUUAAAAAGGUAGAAGCAGCUUAGUAAAUUACCUAAAAUAGCCUUUGAAUGAUACAAAAUUCUCAAACUAAAAUUAAUUAAAACCAGAAAAUGAAUAUGCUCCAAAUACAAAAUUAAAUUAAACUUAAUUAAAUUUUAUUUAAAGCAGCUUAUCCAAGUCAAAUAUACAAAAAUAAUUAAAUGCAGUAAAAGAGAGUAAAAAUAUUCCUUUUCUAUUAUUGAAUGUAGAUUAGAUGUUUUAAUACUUUUACUUCAAUUAACUUGGAACUUAUAAUCUAUUAAUUAAAUAAUUCAAGUCAGCUGCUGAAAAUUUCACAAGAAUGUUUGAAGAAUGCAAAAGAAUCAUCCCCUACUAAAAGAACAUUUGCAUAAAGAAAAUGAUUUAAAUUUUUAUUUCAUUUAAUUUAACACAUCCACUUUUAGAUUAAAUGUAUAUCUAAUAAAUAAGUGAUUUAUCAUAUAAAAUAACUGUAGUUUACUUUGAUCAAACAAAUAAAGCAAAAAAUCUAACUAAUUCAUCAAAAAAUAUCUUAAAUAAAUUUUACCAAUCUAAUCUUGAUUAUUAGUACUAAGUUAUAGAUUAGAUUUAAGGUUAAGAUGCUAGGUCUUAGAUAUUUGAUUUUUGCUAGAAAAUAAUAGACUAAUUACUGAAGUACAAUGACGAUCAUUUUGGAUUUAUCUUAACUUCAAUAGAAGAUAUGUGCAUCUCUUAAAAUAUAGCUACAACUAAAUUUGAGUUAAUUAAUAAAAAUAAAAAAAUGUUCAAGUAAGUAUUGUUUGAAUGUCUUUUAGCUGAAUAAGUAAAUAAAAGUGAAAGAAAAAUUGAAUCAUAAUUAAUAUAAGAUUAUAUUCUUUUAGAAGUGGAAGAAGACUAAGAUAUUUCAAUUUAUAACAAUACAAAAGAAUAAGAAAAAAGUUUACCAAGUGAUUUUUAUUCAAAUUUAUAUGGACUAAAUGAAGUUAAAAAAUUAAAUGUUCCAGUUUCGCAAAAGUAAACAUUUAAAUAAGUAAUAUAAAAAAAGUUAAAAGUAGAUUUGAAUAAAAGUGAUAAAAAUAAUUAAAACAUAAGAAAAAUGUUUUAUUUCAGUAUUAGAAAAGCAAUUUAAGAAUUAGUAAGUAGCAAUGGAGCAAAGGCAUUACAUUUUAAACUAAAUUCAGCCUUUCAUAAUAAAAAAAAUGAAAAUAAUCACAUUUUUAAAUAGCAUAAUUUGAAUAAUAAACUGGAAUUUAUAAAAGAAUUCCUAAGAGCAAACGAAAUGAAAAAAAAAUUCUUCAAAAAUGUAAUAAUUUUUGUAACAAGUGACUUGAAUGCUUUUGAUUAGGACGAAGAUUAAUUUAAAAGCAUCAUUAAAUAUUUAAGAAUUUUUGAUAUAGAGCUUUGUAUCUUAUUUUAAAAUGAUCAAUAUUUAAUAGAAGAAAAAACCUAAUUCGAAAAUAUAAUUUUUGAAAAUAAAUAUGUAGUAAACUAUUUUUUCAACUCCAGUAAUCUUCAUGAUUAUCUCAAUACUUGCAGAUGUAGUAAAUACCAUGACUCUAUCCCUUAGUUUAUAGAAUACUUUUGA